Aspergillus aculeatinus CBS 121060 is the source of this 2619-nucleotide messenger RNA. Its product is annotated as WD40 repeat domain-containing protein. The record is from RefSeq and is a predicted model, not a curated record. Gene Ontology annotation, cellular component: Set1C/COMPASS complex. The coding region runs from base 354 to 2294 and encodes 646 amino acids. Gene Ontology annotation, molecular function: histone binding. The transcript is spliced from 5 exons. NCBI's taxonomy places the organism in Eukaryota, Fungi, Ascomycota, Eurotiomycetes, Eurotiales, Aspergillaceae.
UUCCCCAGAAAAAAACAACAUUGCUUCCUUUUUCUUCUUUCUUUCUUUUGGUCGUGUGCUCCUCUCUCUUUUCCGUUUUUUCCCCUUCCUUUCAAUCAUCUUUUUCGCCGUUUGGGUAAAUCUCCACUCGAUAACUACUUACCUAUCCUUCCGACCCAAAAAAAGCAUUGAAGAAUACCUACCUACCUUACCUCCCAAACUCAUGACCCUGACCCAGCCACAACCACAGCCAUCAUCCCCUUAUCACCGCAAUCCAAUCCCUUUCCCUUGAGCCCAGUUAAACCACUUGAAACCAAUCUCCAUCGCAUCCCCUUCAAUCCUCACAAUAGGGCAUCCAUCAUCCAUCAUCCAGCAUGGACGGACCAUCCUCCACCCACCACCGCCCCAAGCGCCGUCGCCUGGACACGCCGGAUAAACAUGCCCAACAACACCAGCACCAGCACAACCACCUCUCGCACAAGAAAAACACCACCACGCCACUGAGCGCCAGCACAAAGCACAACGGCUACGCCCACCCCCACCCCCACAAACUCCAAUCCCCGGUCCCACCACCACCACCAGCCGCAAGGCGAACCUCCAAAAACGACGACAACGACGACGAUGAAGACGUCUCCGAUUCCUCGGACGAACUGGCCGCGGGCUCCGAGCACGACGAGGCCGAGGAACGCCGCCGCCGCGCCAGCUGGAGUCUCCAGAAACAGAAAAAUGUGUAUACGCCGCAGAGGCCGUAUCGUCCGCCGCUGAGGCGGAGUUCGAGUGGCUCCGAGAGUCCGGAUGAGUUGACGAUUGAUGCGGAGGAGUAUUGGCGGUCGACGAAGAAGCGGGGGUCGAUUGGGCCUCAGCCUCAGCCUCAUGAUCAGGACGACGAAAAAGUGUCUCGCGACAGCAUCAAUCACGACAACAACGAUGACGAGAACGCGCGUGAGGACGAACCCCCCCACGACAACUACCCCGGAGACAAUGAAGACGAGGAGAUGGUCAACGCCGAUGAUGGCCUUGAUGUCGACGAACCGGAACCCACCACGAAUGGCGACCUUGUGGAAGAAACCCCAGAAUCGUACCCCGACCGGUCGCCUACGCCCGUCUCCCAACCGCCGCUACCGCCACCGAAACCGGAUAAGGUGGAAUAUCGUGCGAAGUUCCUACUUCGCGGUCAUCUGCGGGGAGUGUCCGCCGUGCGGUUCUCGCCAGAUGCGUCGAUGAUCGCGAGUGGAGGGGCGGACGGGGCUGUCAAAGUGUGGGACACCGUGACCGGGAAAUUGAUCCAUUCGUUCGAGGGCCAUUUGGCGGGUAUCUCUACGAUCUCGUGGAGCCCGGAUGGGGCGACCAUCGCAUCUGGAUCGGACGACAAGACGAUCCGACUGUGGAACGUCCUGACGGGCAAGGCGCAUCCGAUCCCGUUCGUCGGUCACCACAACUACGUCUACCAGAUCGCAUUCUCCCCGAAAGGCAACAUGCUCGUCAGCGGAUCCUACGAUGAGGCGGUCUUCCUGUGGGACGUGCGGUCGGCGCAGGUGAUGCGGUCCCUGCCGGCGCAUUCGGACCCGGUGGGCGGCAUCGACGUGGUCUGGGACGGGACGCUGAUCGCCUCGUGCGCGACGGACGGGCUGAUCCGCAUCUGGGAUACGGCGUCGGGCCAGUGUCUGCGCACGCUGGUGCACGAGGACAACCCGCCCGUCACGGCGGUCAAGUUCUCCCCGAACGGGAAGUACGUGUUGGCGUGGACGCUGGACGACUGCGUGCGACUGUGGGACUACGUGGCCGGCCGGUGCAUCAAGACCUACCAGGGUCACAGCAACCGGAAGUACAGCCUGCAGGGCGGGUUUGGCACGUACGGCGGAGAGUCCGGGAACGGCAGCGGCAGCGGGAUGCCGGUGUAUGCCUUUGCGGUCAGCGGCAGCGAGGACGGUGCCGUCUUGUGCUGGGACGUGGUGAGCAAGCAGGUCCUGCAGCGCAUCGAGGGCCACACGGGCGUGGUGUUGGGGGUGGAUACGUGCUCGCUCGGAGGGGCGCGGCUGAUGGUCAGUUGCGGGCUGGAUGGGACCGUUCGCGUCUGGGAGGAGGCGAGCACCGCCGGCGAUGGGCAUGGCCCGACGACCAACGGCGCGCAGACGAAUGGCACCGUGCUGAACGGCUACGGGGGUUCGAUCUCUGACCCCAACACGCCGGCCGAACUGGCGGGCACUGAGGAUGCAACUCCGAUGGCAACGACCGCGACGGAGGCUGGGUUUGCCCAGACCAACGGACACCAUAGCAUGCCCGAGCCCGAAGAUACCGAGAUGGGUGGGGCCUGAAUGAUAAAGGCAAUCGCAUUAACAGCAGCAGCUUCUUUACUGUACAGCGGUGUAAACCAAGGGAUGGACGGGAUGGCGUUUCAAGGUUGAGGGUGGGUGGGUUGUAUACUAGACAUGAGGGACGAACCACAAUUACUCAACAUCUACCGUGAGCAACUAGGGGAGACAAGAGUCCUACCAGCGGAGGAUGGAGGAUUGUCUGUUUGUAUGUACUACUAUUUGUAAUGCUGAAAGGAUAUCUGGCCCGUCAUCUUUGACAGAUUUUGACAGAGGAAAGGGAUGGAAGCAAGACCAGCCCUAAAUAGCUAGCUAGCUAAUUCUCGAC